AUGCUGGAGAGUCCUCCACCACGUGGGUGGGCUGCACCACCGGCCGCCAGCAUCGCUAACAGCAGCGGCAUCAGCACCCGCAGCGAUGGCGCCACGGUGAAUAUGGGCAACGCAUACGCCCCCUUGUCACGCGUGGAGAAGACCGCUGCAGGAAGCCCGUUGUCCCUGCCAGCGAUCGCUUCCUCGGGCAGGGAGGCGGUAUCGAGAGGCGGCAAGGACUCGGCCGUCCACGGCAGCGAUGGUGCUGCUGCCCACGGCCUUGCUCCGCCUUCCCCCACACGCCGAUCCGCCAGCGUUGGCCUUCAAACGGCGAAGGCCUCAGUGGACGCAGACGCCUUCUCACGAACAGCAGCAACACCGACGCUGGCUUUGCCACGCAGCGAUGAGGAGGUGACACAGUAUGUGCUGUACGAUGGACUGCCGAAGAUCGGCCCCGCCUCGCGCCGGGCUCAGAAGCGGCAGAGUGAGGCGUAUUACCAGUUCCAGCACCGCAUUCACGAGCGCGCCGAGGCCGCACACGCGUUGGUGCUCUCCGCGAACCCGCUGUCGCUCUCCGUGAUGGCCUCUCAGCUGCGCAUGUACCGCUGGCGCGUGACACAGGCGCAGACGCUCACGGAGGCCACCGCCAUCUUGCAGGACUAUGUAAUUGACGCGGCACGGCACGGCUACCGCGUGCGCCGUGGUGCGCUGCCGCCAUCCAGGCAGAGCCGCUACGCGAACGGGCGCGGGCGUGCUGCACUAAAGCGGAGGGCACAGGCAGAGCUUGAAAGGUUGUCUGGCGUCAAGCCCGCGGCAGAAAACACCAGUGGUACGUCUGUGGGUGGAGCGGCCGUGGGCAAGGGGGUUAGUGCUGCCCCGCGACACCCCAAGGACAGAGGUGCCUCCGACAGCCGUGCAGCGGAGGUAGCGAUGGAGGAAGAGGAGGAGGAGCUGGACGAGGCAGCCGUCGAGGAUGACGCUGAGAGUGCGCUGCCGCCGGCGCCGCCCGACACGCUGCCGCGGUUGGUUCUCGUGGACGCCUUCACCCAUGAGGACCUUGGCGAUAUUGCCCGCCACGUGCGCUUCGUUGACCAGGAGCACGGGCUGGAGAUGCUGCUCGUGCUGCUGCUUCCAAGUGAGACCGGGGCGAUGACUGUGUCGAUGCAGGGCGCCGGCUGCGUCAUAGCGCCGACGCAUCAGAUGACGAUGGAAGAUGCCUACGCGGUCGGCUACGACCUUGUGCUGGCGCACAACAUGGACCAUCUGCUGGUUGACUUCUUCACGAACGAGUUUGUGUCAUCGGUGGGACGGUGGCGCAACAACGUGCGCUCGAAGGCGGCAGUGGGCAACUACAUGAGCCUGCGCAGCGUGCUGCUCGGCGGGCUGGACACGGCCGCGCUUCAGCGUCUCGUCUGGGAUGACCGGGUCGACGACACCGCGGUGCUGGAGCUGCUAGGAGCGCAGUCGCUCUCCACGCAGGGCGGAGUCCAACGCUACGGCGCGGCUACUCGGCAUCUGUUGCAGCAGCAGGGAACCGCCGUCGAGGCCGAGGCUCAGGCCAAGCGUUACGGCAGCGGCGCCAGUCGCUCCAGCGGCGGCGGCUCUGGCGAGUCCGACGCCGACCUCGCGCAGGGUGUCGAUGAGUCGAUUCGUCUCACGGGCGUGUCGCGGCUGCGCAAUCGCCCAAGGAGCGUAGCUCACUUCGGCGUUCGUUUGCCGGCGCAGCAAAGUGCAGCGCAUGAGCACCUUUCCAGCUUCUCCACUACAAGGGAUGUCUUCUCGAGCGUGAUGACGCAGUCGGAGGGUGCAAGGCAGUCACACCGUCGUCGUCACUGUCAGGUCAGCGGCGCCGAGGACUUGCAGUGGGACGCAGACAACAACGAAGACGAGUUGAAACACCAGCAGCGCCUCCUGCAAGGGGCACUAGAAAGGGAACUGGGACGCUUGCUUGCCGAGAACGAAGGCAAGCAGGCCUCCAUCGACGCCAUGCAAGAGGAGGUGGAGCGGCUGCAGCGCACCGUGGGCGUCCUCCGACGGCACCAGCGCGGAGCCCCUAGCGCGAGCGGCGACGGCUCCAAGGCGGAUCACAAAUCGGAACUUUCCGAAAGUGGCUCGAUGAUUCACCUUAGCAAGCAGCAGCAGAUCUUCAUCCUCAAGGAGCGGCUGGAGGCGGCGAACGACCGGAUUGUGGCCCUGGUGAGAGGUGGGCGACCCAGCGGAGGGGGCCCCUCGUCUCCCCGUCGGCGUGGCGGCGGCCGGAGCGGCGGCUGGAGUCGGCGCACCCGCGGUAGCAGCGCGUCAGAGGGCCCAAGGACUCCAACUCACAUGCCGAGCCCGACUGCGUAUUCCACGUUUCUCACCAAGGUCACUGUACAGGAGGCGGAGCAAAUGGCGGCGCUGGACUCUGAUGCCAACCUCUCGCUCGAUCAGCUGGAGCUUCACCGUCAGGAGAUGAUCGCCGCCGCCAACGAUACCGCCGGCCAAGCGGCCGCGGGCCAGAGGCAGCGCAGAGAGCGCGAGGCGGAGAACCAGGUAAUUCACUCUCUCCAACUUGAGCUUCAGCAGCUGCAGGGGCGCCUGGACGACACCCGCCCCGGUAGCAACCGGGCGGGUGCGGAGGGCUGUGAGGGUCUGCAGGCGCUCAUGGCAAGUCGCUUGCAAUCUGCGCUGGAAGUGAUGGAGACGCAGAAGGUGCGCAUCCGGCAUCUGGAGGAGCUGCGGCAGAUGGAUCAGCUGCUGCACACCACUCUCAGCCGAGAAGGUGCGAAGGGCCGGAAGAAGGGCGCCGGACGCAGCACCGGAUCCAUCUCGGGCGUGUCCGCCGGCUCAGAGGAGGCGGAUCACGCGGACAGGAGCAACAGCUCCAGCGCAGAAGGCGAGGGCGGCACCUUCGCAGGCUCGCGCAGCACCGUUCGGGGUCGCAAGGGGCAGCACCCGCGCACCAAGGGCAGGAAGGCAGCCAAGUCUCGCUUCGGGGUAGAACUCGUGCCGGCUGGCAGGAAGGGGACGGCUGCUGGUGGUGGUGGAGUGGCAGCGUCAAAGGACGUCGCCAAGGGAGGCCUCGAUGCAGGUGACGACGGCGACAGUGACAGCACCCAGAAGACGGAUAUGGAGGAGGUCACAGCGCGACGCAUCGAGGCCGCCGUGCACGACGCCGUGACCUCUCUCCAGCGCACGCAUAGACGGCAGCUCGCUGCUCUCGUCCAGACAUGCAAGAUGCAACUUGCCCGGGUAGCGCUAAAGCUGCAGAAGCCCUCCACCAGCGCGUACACAACGCUGCUGCAGGAGGAGCUCUCCUGCGCCCAGCGUGAGCAGCGCGCCGCGUGGAUGCGUCUGCAAUUUACGCUGAGCAACCUGAGCCCUGACCAGUACGACGCAACGCUCGCGGAGCGAGCCUCAUCCUCGGCGGCAGCGACGGCACCUCUCGUCUUUCUGUGCGGCACGCCGACGCCAGAACCGGAUGCGACGGACAGCGGUGUGGCUUUCGAUCCUCGCGGUGAUGCGAAUAUAGUCCCGCUCGGUGCGGUGACGGACCCCUAUGUGCGAUCCACGGCUGCGAACAUCGCGCGCGAGUACGCGGCGUACGGUUUGCGCAUCGCGUACGUGUCCAGCGAGCUCCAACGUGUGGAACAGAGCAUGAUGGACUCGCCAAGGCACUUGCCAGAGCUCGCGCCCGCAGCAACGCCUGCUGUUGCGGACACCCCGCCGGAGCAGCUGCUCUCCGUUUGCCAGGCAGCCAAGGCUCGUGUGCGGGAAACGGUCGACUCGUGCGGGCCAAUUCGAGAGUACCUCGAGGCCGUGCAGGUGGAGCUGGCCAUCGAGCAGCAGUUCCGUCCCUGGUGUGACGUGAAUAGCGCGCAGCUUUUCAGUGCAGCGAGCACGGUGCUGGUGCCGGCCACGCUGUGCAUUGGCGCAUCCAUGCCCGACUCGGGCGCCACGUACGACCACACCCUAAAUAGCACGCCUUCCUCAACGGUGUCCGCGAACGCCGACCAGCUGGUGCUGCUUGCGGACGUGGAUGCGAGCAUGCGUGAUGUCGCGGACGUGUAUGCCGCGAUGUUGCGCGCACUGACGCCGAAGGGCAGCGGCGCUGCUCUCAGCAUAUCCGCCACCAGCAGUGGCAGCAUCAGCCGCCACCACGCCUCACCCCCGGCCCGCGCCAGCAAGGAGCGCGACUCCAAGAAGCGUAAGCAGCCCGCAGUCUCACCAACGCGGUCAAAACCGGCGGCGUCGCAGCGCCGAUUUGUGGCCAAGGCAGCCGACAAGAGGUCCAGCGGCUCCCCGGGUGAGUCGGACUCGCUUCUUCUGCCUCUUCGCGGCUCGGCUGGGUUCACGGUUGAGGAAGCUCUGGAGGCGCUGCCGAUCCAGGUAGAUGACGUGGCUUGCUAUCAGGGCCAGCUAAUCAGCAUCUACAUCUCCGAAGGGGUGCACAGUGCCGCGCAACAGCGACUGUACGAGUUCAUUCUUUGCGCCUACCAGCAGCACCAUAUUCAUCCGAUGCACAUGGCGGCGGUGGAGUCCGCUCUGAGUUUACCGCUGCCGGGCCACCGCGGCAGCGGCAGCGGAAUCUCUAGUGACGUCUCGAGGGAGUCGUCUGUCUCGGCGAGCGAGGCGCUGGUGGACCUACUGUCGGCUCAGGCGGGUGCCGCGCACGCGCAGCAUCGCGAAGUGGUGGCGCUGCUGGAGCUCAUUGCCCCUACGACGACGCAAGCACUACGCACGCUCACGAAGGGUCUGCAGCAGGUGCAGCACCUGCUGGAUCGCGAGGGUGAGGAUGCCGGCUUCGCCAAGGCUUUCAGCGGAACCGGUCCGCCGUGCACCUCACCGGUGCUCUUAUCCGCCGUGGAUGCCGCAAUUCUUGGGUGCGUCGUCGAUGAGCUGCGGUGGCGGCAGUGGCAGCACUCUCUGCUCUCAAGCAAAGGGGCGAAUACGGACUCUUCCAACCCCGCGCCACUCUCGGCUGCGGGCGCAACACCUAGCGAGCUGCUUACGGCGUUGAUCCUGGCGCGCCGCGGCAGGAGUGGUGGUGGCCGCAGUGUUACCCCUACUGCGGACGAUGGUGCUGACCUUGAGGAUGCCCGGACCAUCGCGCACUACGCGGCCUUCUGCGCUGCGCGAGAGCGAGCCGCUCGCAACGCUCGCUCAAGCCAGGGCUCAUCUAUACCCAGGCCCGGUGCGUCGCCGUCGUCUGAGGAAGAGGAUCUAUUCCACCUGACCGACGCCCCGCCGAUGCUGGAAGUGCCGAGCAACGCGAGUGACAUCAGCGCCUUGGCGGCGACUGGCGGCGACAACGCCGACGUUGGCCUCACGGUUGCCCACGAGCUGGCGGCGCUCUUUAGCCGGCGUCGUCAGCAGGACGCCAGAGGUGACGACGACAAGGCCGCAGCCCUGCUCGAGGAGAUCUACCUCGACGACGGUGAGCACGGCGGAGCAGGCGUGCUUGGCGGAGACUUGAACACGGAGGCGAUGCGCAAUAUUCGGCGAGAGCUGGAGUACCUGCAGGCGGCGAAGCAGCAGCGCAUGUGGGAACUCUUGAUGCGGUUCGAGUUACAGAAGACGCGCUGUGCUGACAAAAUGGACGGCAGCGGCCACCGGGUGCCCAACCUUGGCACUGCCGGUGCGCGCGGUGCCAAUGACCGCACCUCGUUGCCCUCCGUCGACCCUGACCGUCUCGGCUUCGAGGUAAAGUCUGGAAGUGCUGCCUGGUACGGGAUGGAGGCUGCAAAGCGGGUGCACAACAUUCUGCGCCGCCGCGCGCGUCCUGAUCAGAUCAUCGUCGGUGGCGGCCCGCACGGUGGCAGCGUCGGCAUUGAGCUCAGUCGCCGCACUGCGCAGCCGGGGUCAAGCAAAGCAAGCAGCAGUAAGGAGGGCAAUUUCGGCGGCGCCAGGGCUUCCCUUGGCUGUGGUAUGUUGAGCCAGGAGGACGAGGGCUACGCACACUCAUCUGCUGAAGAGGAGGCGUUGUAUACACUGGGUCCCUAUGCGUUGCAUCAGCGGUCCGCUCGCAGCACUGGGCGGGCUACCCCGUCGACGGUGCGCCUUCCACCUCUGCAUCAGUAUUCGCUGUUCCGUGCGCAGCAGGGCCGCGACGGUCUCGCCGCCCACGGCGGCAACCCCGCGCUGAUAACAGGCGUGGGGUACUUGUCGCCACGCGAUGUUCUGAGUCUGAACGCGUACGGGCGCAUGGCCUCCGGUGGCGCGGACGACUACUCAGGCGCCACCCAACCUCUUUACGCUGCUGGCAGCCUUACCGAGCAGGUGCUGGCGUACCGAGAAGCGCUGAUGCGCUCUGUCGGCCGCGUCGUGCCGAUGCCGUUCACCACCUACGCCAAUGGGGCUCCGUACUGCUUGCCACUCUCGACAUGGCCAGCGUCAUCGGGGAAGGCCAGUGCGUCUGGCAACGAGCGCUACGACCCGCUAGGCCGCGAACUGCCUUCGCCGGUGCCGCUACCGGAUUUGACUACGUGGGUGUACGGAGUCCCUGAGGUGUACGCCUCGUCGCUCCUGCAGCAGCAGACCACUGGCUCGCAUCAACCGCAGAACAUGGCCCUCUUCAUGCCCCGCUACGACUGUUCUCAGCUUGCCGAGGUCGAUGGGCGUCAGCGCGCGUGUAUGACGUCGCCGGUGCCACCGUCACUGAGUCGCAGCCGCAGCUUUCCGGCUGGUGCAACUGCUGGUGCUCCCACCUACUCUACGCCUGCUGCCCUUGCUGCGCAGCGACUACAGGCAAUGCUCAGCGUGUCCAUGUGUGACCCGUCUGUCGGCGCAGCUCCUGCCGCCGCCGCCGGAAGCCGCGGAGCGCUUCCGACGACGCGAGGUUAUGCUUAUCCUGUGCACUCGCGGCGGAGCGACGGUGCCGCGACAACACAGCCGCGCUCACCGGCGCCGCCUUUGACGAAACGGACUCUGUCCAGCACGAGCGCCGGCGUCGACGGCGCUGCACCGUCUUCGGUGACCAACCAAAGAACGGCUGGCGAAUGCAAAGUCAGUGAGCCGAACUACGAGUUCUUUGUUUUUGACGAGAAGGACUUGAACCCCCUUGCAGAGACGCUGGGGCCUCCGAAGGACAGCUCCGCGUGA
Leishmania mexicana MHOM/GT/2001/U1103 is the source of this 7059-nucleotide messenger RNA. RefSeq lists its product as hypothetical. The coding region runs from base 1 to 7059 and encodes 2352 amino acids. NCBI's taxonomy places the organism in Eukaryota, Euglenozoa, Kinetoplastea, Trypanosomatida, Trypanosomatidae. The record is from RefSeq and is a predicted model, not a curated record. The transcript has a single exon.